This is a messenger RNA of Histoplasma mississippiense, 207 nucleotides long. RefSeq lists its product with no specific name. Lineage: Eukaryota; Fungi; Ascomycota; Eurotiomycetes; Onygenales; Ajellomycetaceae. The transcript is spliced from 2 exons. The coding region runs from base 1 to 207 and encodes 68 amino acids. The record is from RefSeq and is a predicted model, not a curated record.
AUGUCUGACUCGCGGACGCCGACGUUAAGUGCGAAAAGAAUCUCAUGGUUAAACAACGAAGAAUUCAAGCGGAAUGCGGGACGAGAUAAUGCCAGGGGUACCAAGGGGUACCAGUUGUCCAGGGGACAAAGGAGAGAGAAGGAUCUCAAGAUGGAACGUCACCGACCAGCUUAUCUAAAUAUCCGGACGACAAGAGGACAUGAAUAA